Messenger RNA from Canis lupus familiaris (dog), 2661 nucleotides. RefSeq names its product ENTH domain containing 1 (gene ENTHD1). The transcript is spliced from 8 exons. The record is from RefSeq and is a predicted model, not a curated record. Bases 651 to 2441 code for a protein of 596 amino acids. Gene Ontology annotation, molecular function: clathrin binding; phospholipid binding. NCBI's taxonomy places the organism in Eukaryota, Metazoa, Chordata, Mammalia, Carnivora, Canidae. Gene Ontology annotation, cellular component: endosome; clathrin vesicle coat; plasma membrane. Gene Ontology annotation, biological process: endocytosis.
GGGGCAGGGCGUGGGCGCCUGGGCCUGGCCGCGGGAGGCGACCAGCCGGGGAGCCAAGGGCUUGAAGUUGAACGGGGAAAGGUCCCGACGCCGGUGGCUAGACUUUCUCCGCAGAAACAUCUGUGCGGCCCUGCCUUCUGCUCCAAGUAAACUGCGUGCUGUCCGACUCCUCUGAGGGGAGACGGUGGUCCGGCUCACCUGUGUGACCCCGGGCCUGGCACAGGGCCUGCCUUGUACACAGCGGUCGUUCUGAAGAAAGGGAUGCCGAGGAAAGACCCCGUCUACAGGAAGUUGGUUCUCUCAGCCUUCGCCCUUCGUGUUCAGAAUUCUUUCCCAAGCAUCUCCCUUCUUCCUGUCCGCGGUCUAUGUGGUGGUUGUUCCUUGUGCCGCAGAUGAGGGAACUGAGGCCCAGAGAAGUUGUGGAACCUUAGUUAGGAAGUGGCAGAGCAGGACCUCAAGUCCCUGCCUUUGGAAUCCUCAUUAUUAAAGCAAUGAGGAAACCGAUGCCUCAUCAAAAUGAAGAUUAAUCAUUUGUGUUUGGGAGCAGCAGAACUGGGGACCACUUACCUGUCAAGUGUUUUAUAAACCAAUUAUAUAAGCUCUGAUUCCACUGCUCUCCUCCCCAUCUUACCUUCAAACUUGUCUUACCUAUGGCAUUCAGGAGACAAGUGAAAAACUUUGUGAAAAAUUAUUCAGAUGCUGAAAUAAAAGUCAGAGAAGCAACUUCUAAUGACCCUUGGGGUCCUUCUAGUUCUCUGAUGUUAGAUAUCAGUGGCCUGACUUUCAACACAAUUUCUCUGUCAGAGAUUAUGAAUAUGCUGUGGCAGAGACUCAAUGAUCAUGGGAAGAACUGGCGCCAUGUGUAUAAAUCCCUGACACUCAUGGAUUAUCUCAUCAAGAAUGGAUCAAAGAAAGUUAUUCAGCAUUGCAGAGAAGGGUUCUGUAACAUUCAGACCCUAAAGGAUUUUCAACACAUAGAUGAAGCUGGAAAAGACCAAGGUUAUUAUAUCCGGGAAAAGUCUAAGCAAGUAAUAACGUUGCUGAUGGAUGAACAGUUGCUGCAUAGAGAGAGGGAAGUAGCAUGUCGGACAAGACGGCGUACCUCCUACUCUAUGACAUUUCCUAAAAGAUUACCUGGUACAGCUAACUCACCAACAGCAUGUGCUUCUGCCCACACACCAGAAAUUUCUGCUUCAGAGAAGAAACGUAAGCUUCUUAAGGUUGCAAGGCUACAUAAUAAAAAAAACGCUUCCAAGGCAGGAUUGAAACAAGAGCAGUGCCAAGACAUUCAGUUGCCUAGUGGAACCAUGUUGUCCCAGGAAACACUACCAGUCAAGAUUAAUUCUUGGAAAUCCACAGAGGACCUGAUGUUAUUUUAUGAGGAUGACCCAAAGCCACUUUUGCCGACAGUCCCUCCUUCCAUUAUCUCAUCAACUAUAUCAUCAGAAGGGCCAGCAGACAUUUGUAACCUCUGGGAUGCAGAUGCUGUGCCUACCCCCUCAGAAAAGAGCCCAUCUCUGCAGACAAAUGUGAGUUUGGACAAGAAAUCAGACAGUACCAUUACGAAUACUGUAACCAAAAACCCUUUGCACAUACGUCUAGAAAAGCAGUCAACUGCAAAAAGUUUCGAAACAUUGACAACUUUACCAUCGUUUUGGUCAUCAGAUAAAGAAGAGUUUAUCAGCCCUAAUUUAAGGAUGUCAAAAUCAGAUUCUACUUUCUAUAACCAGGCCUCUGUAGAGACACUCUAUGUCUCUCCCUCAUUUAAAACAUUUGACCCAGUGAAGGAGAUUAUAAGUAAUAAGGACUUUCAGAAGCCAGCACAAUCCAGCAUUUUUCAGAUGGAUGAGGAAAACCUCAAGCCUGUGACCACAUGGGUUUCAACCAUCUCUGAAGGAACAUCCUCCUUUUCUAUGUUAUCUGUGUCCCCUCCUAAUUCAGCCUCUCCAGAGAAGUCUAUUCAUCUCUUACCCCCGAUUUUGGCUGGACCUUCCUUCUGGACUCUGUCCCAUCCACAGUCUUCUUCUGCUUUAUUUAAAGAUGAAGAUAAGAUAGCCAGGGCUCAUUACCCCUUAGCUCCUAGGGGACUAGUGUCUUCUGAUGAAGAGGAAGUUGACAAUCUCAAUUUACUGGAAUGUCUUCCAAAUAACUCUGAGUCUGCCAAGAAGCAGACAAGUCCUGCUUCGGGCAGUAAUUGGGAAGAGUUUUCCACCCUAAAUGUAGACCACUUCACCUCUAUGUCCUGUCCAAGUUUUCAGACAACCGAAGGCCUGCUGAAGGAACCUGAAGCCAACAGUUCCAUUAAAGUUAUCCUGGGGGAGAUGAAAAAUGCCAUAGUCAAACUACACGAAGAUCUGAGCAUGGUGAUACGAGAACUUCAUGUCAUCAAUAGCCAUCUGAUGAGCAUGAGUGGGAAUAGUCAGUCACUAAGCAAAUCAUAGCUUCCUCAGUCUUCUGCGGGGAGCUUAGAUCACAUCUAAGAAGCCCAGUAGCCAUUUUUGGUAGAACUCAAUGUGGUUCCACUUCCCAAAGACUAAAUUAACCUUCUAUAGAUUCUCAUUAUGAUGGCAAAAACAGGGUGGUGGUUUGAUUUUUUCCUGUCAGGCUUAUUAACAAAUAUCUUUCAAACCAAUAAACUCAUUUGGGUGGUUUAUUUUUUAA